Mauremys reevesii (Reeves's turtle) is the source of this 1275-nucleotide messenger RNA. RefSeq names its product protein BEAN1-like. The transcript is spliced from 6 exons. Lineage: Eukaryota; Metazoa; Chordata; Testudines; Geoemydidae. Bases 231 to 1172 code for a protein of 313 amino acids. The record is from RefSeq and is a predicted model, not a curated record. Gene Ontology annotation, molecular function: protein binding.
CCUGCUGGCCCUGCCGGGCUGAGGUCACUCGCCGCCCCCCGCCCGCAGACUCCAUGGGCGCCUGGUCCCUGCCGGGCCGCCCGCUGCUGCGCCAGCCCGCCCGACCCGAGGAGGCGGCGGGGAGCGUCAGCGCCUGGGAGCCGCGCUCGCCUCUUCCCCCGCCGCCGCCGCCGCUGCUGCUCCGCCGCCCAUGAGCCGCCUGGGAGCCCCGCCAGCUGUCGCCGAGGCGCAUGGAGAGCGCGGCCGCCUGUGUGUGCUCGGUUCUUUUCUUACAUCUUCCUCUCAUCUCUGGAAGCUCCAUCCACAUUGGAAUAGGCAGCAAUUAUUCCAAUCUCUAUGAAGGCAGCAUUCUGCCCUGUAAAAAAGAAGAACUACGGUGUGGCAACGGACUCUGCCUCCUGAACUGGCUGCGCUGUCACUACAAGAAGGACUGUGGCAGAGACUACAUGUCCAUCAAACUAACAUGCUCAAAAGUUCACUUGAACCAGAGCAGCCCUAUCAGUGAAUUUCCCGGCUACAGUGAAAACGGCAAUGACGCCAGCUUGCUGGUCUCCCCCCUCCUGGUAGCUGGAGUAGUGAUUGGACUUGUGCUGUUUCUAUCCUGUGUGACAAUCAUUGUUGGCAGCCUGAGAAAGGAUGGACGCUUAAGACACCCACAUCUGAGGAGAGAAGCUAAUUAUGCUCCAGAUGGCUUCUCCUACGGUGGCUCAAUUGGAGAACUGAGAUCCACCUGCACAGAGGAGUUCCCACCAGCUUUUGACUUUGGUUCCUACAUGGAGACUCUCUCUCAGGUCAAUAUCAUGUAUCCUGACUCACCUCCAUGCUACGAUGAGUGCAUUGGGCCUGGAGCGACACAAAUCUAUAUUCCUACAGAUGAUCCUCCACCCUAUUCUCUGACAGAUCCUUGUCAAAGGAAUGAAUUGUCUAUAAACAUUAGCUUGGAAGAGGAGGCAGCCUCUGGGACUACAGGAAGAUCUUCUAAUUAUCCAGUCAGACUGCAGGACUUGCAGCAGCCCAUCUCAUCAAUUUCUUUGACAGCACUCACUCUCGAGGCUGCCCCCCCAUAUGAGACAGUUGUGUGUGAACAAAAUAGGCCCAUUCCGCUGGUUCCAAUGGAUGUGCUGAAAAAUUCUUCAACUGACUGUCAAACCCUUCUCAACCAAAUCAUCUAAAUGCAAGUGGCUCUUUCCACCCACUCUUUAGGAGGAGUCUGUCAGGAUGAGAAAAUGGGGUUUAAACAGAAGAAUAAAACCCAUAAAACUUUUAUCUAUUUUA